Molecule: messenger RNA, 981 nt
Organism: Gongylonema pulchrum
Lineage: Eukaryota; Metazoa; Nematoda; Chromadorea; Rhabditida; Gongylonematidae
Source: the annotation of a GenBank genome assembly
AUGAAUAGAAGAGCUGGUAUCACCGUUUUCCCUGUGCUGCUUUAUGGAUGCGAAACAUGGAGCACCACUGUUGCAGAAGAAAAGAAACUAGCUGUUACGCAACAUUCAAUGGAGAGACGAAUGUUGGGUGUCAACAGAGCACAACGUAUAUGCAACAAUAAGCUUCGAUUGCAUUUUGGGGUGAAAGAUAUGAUAGACGAGAUGUAUGCAAGCAAAAUAAGCUGGACCGUUCACGUAGCUAGAAUGAUUAACAAAAGAUGGACGAAACGCGUUAUCGACUGGUACCCACGACGUGUAAAAAGGCCAGCAGGAAGGCCACCGAUGCGCUGGUCCGAUCCGCUAACUCGAUUAUACGGGGUACCGCAGAUGAGGCGAGCUCAACUCGGUGGCGUGGUUGUUGGCUCAGUCACUGGAACAGAUCAGCAGCGCCUGAAGUGGACUAAAAAUCCUCUCCUCAAACUAUGCCUUGGAAAAGUAAACGAAGAAGCACAAAUUUUCCUUGUCUUCGAUUUGUUUCGCGACCAAAAUGUUUGUGGAUUUAAAUUUGGCUUCUUGAGGAAGAAGACAGCAAAGACACCUCCGAGGCCAAGAACAAGAAGCCUGCGACAGGAUGAGCAUUUCUUGCUUUCGAGACGAGAGCCAUACGAGGACCACGAUACCCCUCGCGAUUCGGUAUCAUCACCUUCGCGUCCAGUGCCCCUUUUGAGGCGAAUGCUUGAUCCACGAGUCGCAAGCGGUCGUAAUUCGGUGGCACGUGCAGCGCGUGUUGCCAGGAGACAGUCAUCAACAUCGUCAUCGCCAGCAGCGGCAACAUUAGCACCGCAUCGUAGUCCAAAGAAAUUGCAGGAUGUGCAUUUGCAGCGAAAAACUAUUAAGUCGCUGUUUGCCAGCGAUCCACUGAUCGAAAAGCGCCUGAAAGCUUCGCGUCUCGGUACGGUACGCAGUGGCGUGAAAAAUCAGUUCAGCACCUCGCCUCUAAAG